Messenger RNA from Naegleria gruberi, 789 nucleotides. RefSeq lists its product as uncharacterized. Gene Ontology annotation, biological process: regulation of cytoskeleton organization. The record is from RefSeq and is a predicted model, not a curated record. Gene Ontology annotation, cellular component: axoneme. Gene Ontology annotation, molecular function: microtubule binding. NCBI's taxonomy places the organism in Eukaryota, Heterolobosea, Eutetramitea, Acrasida, Naegleriidae. The transcript has 3 exons. The annotation marks the transcript as partial.
AUGGAGUCUCCGUUCGAUGAAGAAGAAUUACAAUUAUUGUAUUCAUGGGUCGAUGAAAUACCCUUAUCAAGGCCAAAAAAGAAUAUUGCCAGAGAUUUUAGUGAUGGUGUAAUGAUGGCCGAAGUGGUCAAACAUUUCUUCCCUAAACUUGUCGAUCUUCAUAAUUAUAGCUCUACUUCAAGUUCCAAACAAAAAAUCUACAAUUGGAACACCCUAGAUCAAAAGGUUUUUCAGAAAAUUGGAUUUUCUGUUGACCCAAAGGAAAUUGAUGACAUGGUCAAGUGUAAGCCUUUUGCAGCAGAAAGAAUGCUCAAAACCUUUCAAAUCAAAGUAACUCAGAUACAACAACGAAAAGCUACUCAACAAGUAACCCAACCAACAAAGCCAGCAACAAGCAAUACAUCAAAAGACUCUAUUCCAUCAUCUUCAGCCUCAAGUAGAGUAAUAACCAAGAGACCUGCAUCUGCCUCUUCUGUAAGAACUAGGGAACAAUCAAGACCUUCAUCAGCUCAUAUCAAUCAUAUGGAUGCAGUCUCUCAUCACAGUAGUAGGGCAAGAAAUAGAGAUCAUUUCCUGGAACAACAACCACCAAUCGAUGAUGAAACUUUGUACAAUAACAAACAACACAUGAAUAUGCCUGUCUUUGAAGAAUCGGAAUUGAUAAAGGAAAAAGAUGCUAAAAUUCAUGAAUUAGAGGAGACAGUCAAACUGUUAGAAUCAAAGAUUAACAAAUUACAAUUAUUAAUUCGUUUGAAAGAUUCCAAAAUUCAAGCUCUCAGCAAUAAAAUC